This is a messenger RNA of Metopolophium dirhodum (rose-grain aphid), 495 nucleotides long. RefSeq lists its product as uncharacterized. Lineage: Eukaryota; Metazoa; Arthropoda; Insecta; Hemiptera; Aphididae. Bases 1 to 495 code for a protein of 164 amino acids. Gene Ontology annotation, cellular component: mitochondrial fatty acid beta-oxidation multienzyme complex. The transcript has 4 exons. The record is from RefSeq and is a predicted model, not a curated record. Gene Ontology annotation, molecular function: enoyl-CoA hydratase activity; long-chain (3S)-3-hydroxyacyl-CoA dehydrogenase (NAD+) activity. Gene Ontology annotation, biological process: fatty acid beta-oxidation.
AUGUUUCAUACUGAAGGUGAUAUUGGUGCUGUGUUUGGUCUUGGAUUUUCUCCGUUUUCUGGUGGUCCAUUCAGAUGGGUUGAAUGCUAUGUUGCUGAUAAGCUUGUGUCAAAAAUGCAAACAUUCCAAAACGAUUAUGGUCUACCAUUUAAAACAAGCAAUUCAAUUAUUGUAAAAAAUAGAAAAAGUCAAAUAAGAAGAGAAAGUUUUGUCGGCCAUUACAAAAAUUUUAAAAUUUCUAAAGACACUUUACUGCAUAGAGUAUUAAAAGAACAAAAUAAUCAGUUUUAUUCAAAUCUUACAACAUUCAACAAGCAAAUGUAUAUUAACGCCAUGAAUCAAAUGAACAAAAUUGACCAACAAUUUGACAAAUCUCAAGUAUUACUUCAAGAUACUGUGACUAACUGGAAGUAUAUUGAACAAAAUGUGUCGCACAUCAAACGUAAGGUGACUGAUAUACUGGCUGAGGAGUAUAUUCCAAAAAUUAAAUUUUGA